This is a messenger RNA of Vicia faba (fava bean), 519 nucleotides long. The record is from the annotation of a GenBank genome assembly. NCBI's taxonomy places the organism in Eukaryota, Viridiplantae, Streptophyta, Magnoliopsida, Fabales, Fabaceae.
AUGGCGGACUCCACCUGGGCUGAUCUCCCAAAAGAGAUUCUCAUUCUCAUCUCGGAACGGAUCGAAAAUGAAUUCGAUCUGAUUCACUUUGGAUCCGUCUGUUCAUCGUGGCGUUCUUCUUCCAUCCCAAUUCCGCUCAACAUCUUUUUCAAAUUCCCACUCAUUAGUUACUCCGAUAGACCGGAGCUUCUCUCCGAUAUCAUCAACGGCGAACACAGCACUCCGUUUUGCUAUCUCUUCAAACGCUGUUUCUUGCUCAUCAAGCCACCGCAACAACAUCAACAACAACAAACCAUGCAACGUAUGCAACGUCCUUGGUUGAUUCAAAUCACCAAAAACACUCGCGGAAAAAUCAAACUCUUCCACCCGUUCAUUACCUAUCACUCGAGUUCUCCGUUUUUUUGUUCACUUAGGGUUCUUGAUUUCAACAAAUUCCCGGUAGUUCAGUUAGGAUCAGAUUUCGUUGUUAACAAUAAUCGCAGUAAAAGCGAAGAGUAUAACCCUGACAAAACACGUUAA